This is a messenger RNA of Mya arenaria, 2952 nucleotides long. RefSeq names its product zonadhesin-like. The transcript has a single exon. The record is from RefSeq and is a predicted model, not a curated record. NCBI's taxonomy places the organism in Eukaryota, Metazoa, Mollusca, Bivalvia, Myida, Myidae. Bases 1 to 2952 code for a protein of 983 amino acids.
AUGGAUGAAUAUCAUCGGGCGACAAUAGCACUGCCACCGCAACAAACGUCACCGCCAUCAGCCCCAACAAGACCACAACACUCAUGUCGACAACAGCACUGCCACCGCAACAAACGUCACCGCCAUCAGCCCCAACAAGACCACAACACUCAUGUCGACAACAGCACUGCCACCGCAACAAACGUCACCGCCAUCAGCCCCAACAAGACCACAACACUCAUGUCGACAAUAGCACUGCCACCGCAACAAACGUCACCGCCAUCAGCCCCAACAAGACCACAACACUCAUGUCGACAACAGCACUGCCACCGCAACAAACGUCACCGCCAUCAGCCCCAACAAGACCACAACACUCAUGUCGACAACAGCACUGCCACCGCAACAAACGUCACCGCCAUCAGCCCCAACAAGACCACAACACUCAUGUCGACAACAGCACUGCCACCGCAACAAACGUCACCGCCAUCAGCCCCAACAAGACCACAACACUCAUGUCGACAACAGCACUGCCACCGCAACAAACGUCACCGCCAUCAGCCCCAACAAGACCACAACACUCAUGUCGACAACAGCACUGCCACCGCAACAAACGUCACCGCCAUCAGCCCCAACAAGACCACAACACUCAUGUCGACAACAGCACUGCCACCGCAACAAACGUCACCGCCAUCAGCCCCAACAAGACCACAACACUCAUGUCGACAACAGCACUGCCACCGAAACAAACGCCACCGCCAUCAGCCCCAACAAGACCACAACACUCAUGUCGACAACAGCACUGCCACCGCAACAAACGUCACCGCCAUCAGCCCCAACAAGACCACAACACUCAUGUCGACAACAGCACUGCCACCGCAACAAACGUCACCGCCAUCAGCCCCAACAAGACCACAACACUCAUGUCGACAACAGCACUGCCACCGAAACAAACGUCACCGCCAUCAGCCCCAACAAGACCACAACACUCAUGUCGACAACAGCACUGCCACCGAAACAAACGUCACCGCCAUCAGCCCCAACAAGACAACAACACUCAUGUCGACAACAGCACUGCCACAUCAACAAACGUCACCGCCAUCAGCCCCAACAAGACCACAACACUCAUGUCGACAACAGCACUGCCACCGCAACAAAUGUCACCGCCAUCAGCCCCAACAAGACCACAACACUCAUGUCGACAACAGCACUGCCACCGAAACAAACGUCACCGCCAUCAGCCCCAACAAGACCACAACACUCAUGUCGACAACAGCACUGCCACCGCAACAAACGUCACCGCCAUCAGCCCCAACAAGACCACAACACUCAUGUCGACAACAGCACUGCCACCGCAACAAACGUCACCGCCAUCAGCCCCAACAAGACCACAACACUCAUGUCGACAACAGCACUGCCACCGAAACAAACGUCACCGCCAUCAGCCCCAACAAGACCACAACACUCAUGUCGACAACAGCACUGCCACCGAAACAAACGUCACCGCCAUCAGCCCCAACAAGACCACAACACUCAUGUCGACAACAGCACUGCCACCGCAACAAACGUCACCGCCAUCAGCCCCAACAAGACCACAACACUCAUGUCGACAACAGCACUGCCACCGCAACAAACGUCACCGCCAUCAGCCCCAACAAGACCACAACACUCAUGUCGACAACAGCACUGCCACCGCAACAAACGUCACCGCCAUCAGCCCCAACAAGACCACAACACUCAUGUCGACAACAGCACUGCCACCGCAACAAACGUCACCGCCAUCAGCCCCAACAAGACCACAACACUCAUGUCGACAACAGCACUGCCACCGCAACAAACGUCACCGCCAUCAGCCCCAACAAGACCACAACACUCAUGUCGACAACAGCACUGCCACCGCAACAAACGUCACCGCCAUCAGCCCCAACAAGACCACAACACUCAUGUCGACAACAGCACUGCCACCGCAACAAACGUCACCGCCAUCAGCCCCAACAAGACCACAACACUCAUGUCGACAACAGCACUGCCACCGCAACAAACGUCACCGCCAUCAGCCCCAACAAGACCACAACACUCAUGUCGACAACAGCACUGCCACCGCAACAAACGUCACCGCCAUCAGCCCCAACAAGACCACAACACUCAUGUCGACAACAGCACUGCCACCGCAACAAACGUCACCGCCAUCAGCCCCAACAAGACCACAACACUCAUGUCGACAACAGCACUGCCACCGCAACAAACGUCACCGCCAUCAGCCCCAACAAGACCACAACACUCAUGUCGACAACAGCACUGCCACCGCAACAAACGUCACCGCCAUCAGCCCCAACAAGACCACAACACUCAUGUCGACAACAGCACUGCCACCGCAACAAACGUCACCGCCAUCAGCCCCAACAAGACCACAACACUCAUGUCGACAACAGCACUGCCACCGCAACAAACGUCACCGCCAUCAGCCCCAACAAGACCACAACACUCAUGUCGACAACAGCACUGCCACCGCAACAAACGUCACCGCCAUCAGCCCCAACAAGACCACAACACUCAUGUCGACAACAGCACUGCCACCGCAACAAACGUCACCGCCAUCAGCCCCAACAAGACCACAACACUCAUGUCGACAACAGCACUGCCACCGCAACAAACGUCACCGCCAUCAGCCCCAACAAGACCACAACACUCAUGUCGACAACAGCACUGCCACCGCAACAAACGUCACCGCCAUCAGCCCCAACAAGACCACAACACUCAUGUCGACAACAGCACUGCCACCGCAACAAACGUCACCGCCAUCAGCCCCAACAAGACCACAACACUCAUGUCGACAACAGCACUGCCACCGCAACAAACGUCACCGCCAUCAGCCCCAACAAGACCACAACACUCAUGUCGACAACAGCACUGCCACCGCAACAAACGUCACCGCCAUCAGCCCCAACAAGACCACAACACUCAUGUCGACAAUAG